Messenger RNA from Suncus etruscus (white-toothed pygmy shrew), 1941 nucleotides. RefSeq names its product syntaxin 1A (gene STX1A). Lineage: Eukaryota; Metazoa; Chordata; Mammalia; Eulipotyphla; Soricidae. Bases 56 to 922 code for a protein of 288 amino acids. Gene Ontology annotation, cellular component: synaptic vesicle; SNARE complex; endomembrane system. The transcript is spliced from 10 exons. Gene Ontology annotation, molecular function: SNARE binding; SNAP receptor activity. The record is from RefSeq and is a predicted model, not a curated record. Gene Ontology annotation, biological process: exocytosis; synaptic vesicle fusion to presynaptic active zone membrane; intracellular protein transport.
GCAUGCGGGGCUCACUCGGCUGCAGCCGGCGCCUCUCGCAGCCACUCCCAGGAGCAUGAAGGACCGAACCCAGGAGCUCCGCACGGCCAAGGACAGCGAUGAUGACGACGAUGUCACUGUCACCGUGGACAGGGACCGCUUUAUGGAUGAGUUCUUCGAGCAGGUGGAAGAGAUCCGGGGCUUCAUCGACUCCAUCUCGGAGAAUGUGGAGGAGGUGAAGCGGAAGCACAGCGCCAUCCUGGCUUCCCCCAACCCAGAUGAGAAGACAAAGGAGGAGCUGGAGGAGCUGAUGGCCGACAUAAAGAAAACUGCAAACAAAGUUCGCUCCAAGUUAAAGAGCAUAGAGCAGAGCAUUGAGCAGGAGGAAGGUUUGAACCGCUCAUCUGCCGACCUGAGGAUCCGCAAGACACAGCACUCCACGCUGUCCCGGAAGUUUGUGGAGGUCAUGUCCGAGUACAACGCCACACAGUCCGACUACCGAGAGCGCUGCAAGGGCCGCAUCCAGAGGCAGCUGGAAAUCACUGGCAGGACCACGACCAGUGAGGAGCUGGAGGAUAUGUUGGAGAGUGGGAACCCAGCCAUCUUUGCCUCUGGGAUCAUCAUGGACUCCAGCAUCUCGAAGCAGGCCCUGAGCGAGAUUGAGACACGGCACAGUGAGAUCAUCAAGCUGGAGACGAGCAUUCGAGAGCUGCAUGACAUGUUCAUGGACAUGGCCAUGCUGGUGGAAAGCCAGGGGGAGAUGAUUGAUAGGAUUGAGUACAAUGUGGAGCACUCGGUGGACUACGUGGAGCGGGCCGUGUCAGACACCAAGAAGGCCGUCAAGUACCAGAGCAAGGCUCGCCGGAAGAAGAUCAUGAUCAUCAUCUGCUGCGUGGUCCUGGGCAUAGUCAUCGCUUCCACCUUCGGCGGCAUCUUUGGAUAGGCCCUGCCACCUGCCAAUCAUCUGAUGGUCCGCCAUGAAGCGGGUCUGGCUGCUGCCACCGCCCCUGCCCGCCCGCCCGCCCGCCCUGCCCCUGGGCCCUGCCCAAGCCGUCGUGUGCAUGAUCUUUGUGACUGUGUGUAUGUCUGUACAGAAGAGGCAAGGGGGGACAGCAAAGGACAGCUCGGAGGGCCCCUUUCCCAGGCGGGGCCACCCCAGGUCACAGGCCUCACAUGGGGGUCAGCCUGCUGCUCCCUGCCUCCUCCUGACCCGCCCUGUCUGCCUGUCCUCUCCAGCUGUCCCCCUAAGCUGAGCCCCCCGAGGGGUGGGGACCAGCUGGCCACAUGGUGCUGCUUUUCAGGUUGGGGGCAGGGGUGGCCCUGAGUCAGCCCAGCACAGCCUCUAUCAGCCCAGCACUGCCAGGGAGGCUCCUCCCCUGCCGAUGGCAGAGCCUGCUUGUCUGGGCUGCCUGCACCCCCCCUUCCCACAUUCCUGCAGCCCAGUGGGUCCCAGGUAGCCUGGAGGAAACUGGUGACUGCCAGCACCCCCAAGAAGCUAGGUGGUGGAGCCCAGGGGGAGCCACUAGCAGCCCGGGCCCACACACCUCCCAGGCAAGCCCAUCGGGCCCUUAAGCCAUUGUGUUGCAUGUUCAGGACGGUUGUGCUGGGGACACCGUCACUGUGGCCUGCGACCUUGUUCUGCCCCUGCUGUCCCCCAUCCAAUGUGCCACGUGGAUGUCAGGUGUCUGGGAUGCAGUAUUCGGCAGCCAUCAUCUUGGGGCUCCCGCACCAGUGUGCCCCGCUGUCCGGCAGGGAGCAUGCAUGCGGGUGCAUGCAGAGGGGCCGCGGGGCCCCACCUUCCCCCCCUGCUUUGCUCCUGCCAGUGACUGUGACCUCUGUCCGUGCUGCCUUCUUGAAAGCGACUUCUCUCCCUCCCCCACCCCUCACCAAAGGUCUCGGGACAACCAGCUGCCCAUUUUGUGACAUUUUUAUGUAGAAUAAACAUUUGUAUCUGUACCUGGC